GACAAAUUAGAAAGAAAAAAAAGAGAGAAGAAAACAGGGUCGAGAGCACGAGCAACUCUGAAGGAGUGCGAAGUGCGAACGACUGACAUACGGCGAGUGAUGGGGGUAUGCUAUCUCUGUUGAAAACAACCUGAUGCUUCGCCACAGCAAGAUGAUGCUUCUGUCCUCGUUACUCAGAAGAAUCCCAAGGCAAAUGGGUUCUCUACGAGCUAUGUGCUCACGCCAAGAGGACCCAGAAAUGAAAGACUUACUGGAUUACAUUGACUCCCUCAAAAAUUAUGAGAAGUCCGGUGUCCCUACUGGGGCAGGCACCGAUUCCGAUGAUGGAUUCGAUCUUCGUAGAAUGACACGCCUUAUGGACCAUUUUGGCAAUCCUCACUCCAAAUUCAAGGCAGUUCAUAUUGCUGGGACCAAGGGGAAAGGGUCAACAGCUGCUUUUAUAUCAAAUAUUUUGAGGACUGAAGGUUAUUCUGUUGGUUGUUAUACUAGUCCGCAUAUCCAGACUAUCAGGGAACGCAUUUUGCUAGGAAGAUCUGGCGAUCCUGUCUCCGCAAAAUUAUUGAAUGGACUAUUUCAUAGGAUAAAGCAGGAUCUUGACCAAGCAAUUAAAAAGGAAAAUGGUUGCAUAAGCCAUUUUGAGGUUUUCACUGCUAUGGCAUUCAUCCUAUUUGCUGAGGAGAACGUUGACAUUGCGGUUAUUGAGGCUGGGUUAGGAGGAGCACGGGAUGCAACAAAUAUUAUAUCAAGCUCUGGACUUGCCGCAGCUGUCAUAACCACUGUAGGUGAGGAACAUUUGGCAGCUCUUGGGGGUUCUUUGGAAACUAUUGCAAUGGCAAAAGCAGGAAUCAUAAAACAAGGCUGCCCGUUGGUGUUGGGUGGACCAUUUCUCCCUCAUAUUGAGCGCAUUAUUCAGGAUAAAGCAAUAACCUUGGAUUCACCUGUAGUGUCAGCAUGUGAUACUGGGAAUAGGUGUCAUAUAAAAAGUUUCAGCAUACACAAUGGCAGGCCUUGUCAAAUUUGUGAUAUAGAGAUACAAAUUAUGAAAAACUUGAAACUGUCUAGUAAGUUACUUGAUGUGAAGCUACAAAUGCCUGGAGAUCACCAGCUUCAAAAUGCUGCAACUGCUACAUGUGUGGCACUCUGUCUUCGCAACUUAGGAUGGAGAAUUUCUGAUGAAUCUAUUAGGUCUGGUUUAGAGCAUACAUAUCUCGUUGGAAGGAGUCAAUUCCUAACCUCUGAAGAAGCUGAGGUAUUAGGACUUGCCGGAAUAACAGUACUUCUUGAUGGAGCUCACACCAAAGAAUCAGCCAAAGCACUGAUAAAUACAAUAAGGAUGGCAUUUCCCAAGGCUCGGUUUGCUUUUGUUGUUGCAAUGGCAAAUGACAAAGACCAUGUCGGUUUUGCUAGAGAGGUUCUCUCAGGUGUUCAUGCGGAGACUGUUCUUUUAACCGAAGCUAAUAUUGCUGGAGAUGUAACUAGAACAACUCCAGCUUCUUCGUUGAGAGAUUCCUGGAUUAAAGCUUCUGAAGAGCUAGGCAUUGGGAUUUGUCACGAAGGAUUGGAAGAGUACAGUGAAUUAUUAAAGGAAAAGGAACAGUCAGUAAGCUCUGAAAGCAAUUUAGGUGAUGAUGGUAAGACCAUGUUGGUUACCGAGUCGUCUUUAAAGGGUUGUUUGAGAACUGCAAAUAAGAUUCUAACCAGAAGAGGGGAUGAAAAGGGUGUUGUUGUCAUUACCGGAUCUCUGCAUAUUGUGUCGUCGGUCUUAGCUUCUAUCACUGGUUAAUGGCUUUUCAUAGUGAAGCUACUGAAACGGGAUUUCCUGGCAAUAAUAAACCAAGUGGAAUCUGGAUGGGUUUACAUCAACAUUUACACAGCAUUGUUUCUAUGCUCUACUGAAUAAACUAUAAUCUCAAUGCUGGAAUUUUGGAUGUACAUUCAACCGCAAGAUAUAAGCGGUGCAAAUGAGCUACUCCUUCCGUUCUUAAAUAACUGACACUAUUUUUAACUGAAUUUUAUUCCUAAUUAUCUGCCACUUUACAAAAUUCAA
Molecule: messenger RNA, 2047 nt
Organism: Lotus japonicus
Lineage: Eukaryota; Viridiplantae; Streptophyta; Magnoliopsida; Fabales; Fabaceae
Product: dihydrofolate synthetase
Exons: 10
Coding region: 134-1783 (549 amino acids)
Biological process (GO): tetrahydrofolylpolyglutamate biosynthetic process
Cellular component (GO): cytosol; cytoplasm; mitochondrion
Molecular function (GO): ATP binding; tetrahydrofolylpolyglutamate synthase activity
Source: RefSeq, a predicted model, not a curated record